Dermacentor andersoni is the source of this 1340-nucleotide messenger RNA. The record is from RefSeq and is a predicted model, not a curated record. Lineage: Eukaryota; Metazoa; Arthropoda; Arachnida; Ixodida; Ixodidae.
GCUUGCCUCACAAGAAUGCAUGGGUCGGCGAAAUUAUUUCCCUUCGCAUACUUCAGCUCACACGUUACAACUCUGGCUUAUCUUAGAUUACUGACAGACUGUACACUAAUCUUUCUUCUUUUGCGAUAUUUUUUUCGUCGCCUAUCGGGAAAAUAUACGCGCAGCUGUUUGCAUAAAUGCGUUUUUUCUCCUUUUAAACGCUAAAAGGGCGACAAAUAUCGGGCACCGCAUAACGAGUUUGCGUCAUUGUGUAUACACUAGGCAAACCUUUUUUCUUUUUGCGUUGUGUGUCGCAUUGCCGCCUGCAAGGCCCGUCGGAAAAAUCUCUAUCUCAGCUGCCGGUGCCGACCUCCCGGUCGGUUAGUAAGUUCGCAUUCUGUGAUCGCUCACACUCGAGUUUGCUUUGCAAACACAUUUUUCUCACUUCUCUCGGCACUGUCAGUUUCUCGGACCCGGCUCAUUAUCGCCAAUGGUCACAGCGGCCAAGCCAAAAAAAAAAAAAAAAAACGCAAGCUCGGCGACACGCAUGCGCGGCGCGCGGAAGCCGAGAAAGUCCUCCGCCGCGGAACAGGGGCACCUGGGCGAUGGAAACGAUUGGUAAGCCUGCGCGCGUGGUUCCAUAUCUUCCUCGGGGGGACCUUGGGCUGCCAUCGAGUGCGGCAGUCGCGAUGUGCGGCCGAACUGCGGCUUCGCGGGGCCUUGAAAUUUUGUUCUUCUUUCUCUGUGCGUUCCAUUUCUGCAGGCCAGCGUGCCCGAGCGGUGUCGGAGAGGGCAGCGGGAUCGUCAGAGUUCGCUGUCCUCUUCCCCGCGCCACGCCUCUCCUCUUCUAACUUGGAAGGCGGUCCCCGGCGAGCCGCGGUUUCCCUAUAAAAGCGACCCGCGGAGACCCCCGUUUAUGUCAUGACAUUUGCUCUCGUCCCAGCUAUCCAAGCAAGCAACAUGAAGGCUACGUUCUUCCUCGUCUGCCUCGCCGUCGUCCUCGCUCUGGCUGCUGCCGGCGGCUUUGGCUACGGAGGAUUCGGGCGCUUCGGCGGAGGCUAUGGUGGCAUCGGCCUAGUCAGGGGCUUCGGCUACGGAGGCUAUGGAGGCGGAUACAGGGGAUACGGCGGCUAUGGUGGAUACGGUGGCUACGGAUUCGGCAAGGGCUUCCAUGGAUAAGCGUCUCCACUGGAAUGCACCAGCAGAGAGUCGUCUCAAGCUCUCAAUGCUGCCGCCAGCGACGCACGCUCUUCGUGAAGACGUCCGGUGUAGUGUUCUGGCACUCAUACCGUUCCUGUGUAAACGAGCAUCUCAUGCGCAUGAUCAUCAGUGAAAAAUAAAGGUCCGGUUCUACCACCAAA